UUACAAUGUUCUUCCGAAUUCCAAUCUCUUCAUACCACCAGGCCGCCAUUGUCAUCAACCUCGAGCUUAUUCUGAACUCGCUAGGGUUACAAAUGGAGAAUAAACACAAGCUUAAAAUCGCAUUCACAGUCACUUUUCUUGCUGUGGCUUCAAUUUUACUUGCGAACAAGUUUCGAAAACAUCGAAAGCGAAAACAGAACUCAACUUCUUGUUACUUGAAAUCGGAAGCAAAACCGCAGCAUAAUUUCAAGCGUGUGUUAGCGAACAAUUCGUAUGCUCCGUUCAAGCACCUCAAGCUCGACGAAAAUUCUUCGGAUUUGCAUCCGUAUGAAUCAGAGAUCAAGGCUCUGUUGGAGAAAUUACAGCUAGAUAUUGAGUUUUCUAAUGGAAGUAUGGAUAUGAAGAUGAGUGAUAAGUAUGUUUGGGUUGAUGAUGAAUUAAAGUUAAAAGAACUUGUGGAAGUUUUAAGUGAAGAAAGAGUGUUUGCUGUGGAUACUGAACAGCAUAGCUUACGGUCAUUCUUAGGGUUUACAGCUCUUAUUCAGAUUUCUACUAGAGAUGAAGAUUAUUUGGUGGACACCAUUGCUGUUCAUGAUAUUAUGGGACUUCUUGGCCCUGUAUUUGCCAAUCCCAAUAUCUGCAAGGUGUUCCAUGGUGCUGAUAAUGAUGUUAUAUGGCUACAAAGGGAUUUUCAUAUAUAUGUUGUAAACUUAUUCGACACUGCAAAGGCUUGUGAUGUUUUAUCAAAACCACAGAGAUCAUUAGCCUACUUACUUGAAACGUAUUGUGGUGUCACCACUAACAAGCUUUACCAGCGUGAAGAUUGGCGACAACGUCCGCUACCAAUAGAUAUGGUUGAGUAUGCUCGGAUGGAUGCACACUAUUUGCUUUAUAUUGCAGACUGUCUCGUUUCUGAGCUAAAAAACCAGAAAAACGAUAAUAGUGCAUCAGAAAAUUCAGCCACUCUCGAUGACGAUUUGCAUUUUGUUUCUGAGGCCAUCCGGCGUUCGAAUGCCUUGUGUCUGCAACUCUUCACCAAAGAUCUAGAAGCUUCCCCAGGGCAAUCUGCUGCUGCUUCUAUGAUUUCUCGCCACUUAAAUGAUCAUGGGAGUUCUGCAAACAACAGCCAGUUUCAGGAUCUUGUUAGACGUCUAUGCUGUUGGAGGGAUUUGAUGGCCCGUAUGCAUGAUGAGAGCCUUAAAUACGUACUAUCUGAUAAUGCUAUUGUAUCUCUAGCUGAAACAGUUCCACUAUCUCCAACUGAUAUCUGCACCACAUUAUCACAAGCUGAUAUAGACACAGAUUUUCUAAAUUCCAAUUCUACCCCUCGGUUUCCAUCCUCUGUUGUCUCGAGUCAUUUGGAUGACUUCCCUUACCUCCUCCAAAACGAGACAAACAAUCUCGACGAUUUAUUUCAACUAAUUCUCAAAAAGCACAUUGGUCCAAACGGUUCUUGUCCUUUUUCACUUUACAACUAUGGUUUACUUUCUAAAACCAACAUUAAAUCUUCAAAGAGAUUAGUUACAAAGGCGAGUGGAUACAAGUUAUCAAAACAAGUUGCUCGCAAGGCUUCUCGAGAGCUGUUUGUUCAGAAGUUCUCUUGCAAAUCUCCGGUGUAUCAUAACUGCAGGAUAUAUGCUAAUGAUGGAAGAUUGUUGUGUUACUGCGAUCGAAGGAAGCUAGAAUGGUAUGUGCAGCGGGACCUAGCGAAAAUUGUUGACGAAGACCCACCAGCCAUAAUGCUUCUUUUUGAACCCAAAGGUCGUCCAGAAGAUGAAGGAAAUGAUUUUUAUAUUCAAAGUAAAAAAAAUAUAUGUGUAGGGUGUGGUGAAGGAAAUCACUAUUUACGGUACCGUAUAAUCCCAUCAUGCUAUAGAAUACACUUUCCCGAACAUUUAAAAAGCCACCGGUCUCAUGACAUUGUUUUAGUUUGUGUCGAUUGCCAUGAAAAAGCACAUUCAUCUGCCGAAAGGUACAAAAAGAAAGUAGCUUUAGAAUUCGGGAUACCGUUAUUUGUACAUAAAGUGGUUAAUUCUAACGAGCAACAAGAUGUUUCCGGAUCUUCGACAUCUGUCAUGAAACUUGGUGAUUGUGGUGUGUCUCCUUUAGAGUUGAGAACGGCUGCAAUGGCUCUUAUUAGGCAUGGCCCACGCAUGCCACCUCAGCGCCGUGAGGAGUUGAAACAGGUUGUCAAGAAAUACUAUGGAGGAAGAGAAAUAUCAGAGGAAGAUUUAGAAAAGGCUUUACUAGUAGGAAUGAGUCCUCACGAAAAAAGACGAUUACGGAAAAAAAGGGGCAUAUCUCUUAACAACACUUCUUCAAACAACAUUGUUUCAGACAACGACAUCAAGGGAGAAGAUAAUGUGGAUUCAUACAAAAAUGAAGUUCACGAGCCCGAAAACGGUUCAAAUCUGGAUAUUACGGAUCCAUCUGAAGUUGAACCAAACGGGCAGGUUCAUUCGAGUUCUGAUGGGGCGGUGUUUGCCACAUGUAGUUCAAAGUUAUCGUUAUUAGGGCAUGGCCCACAUGGGAAACAAGUUGUUGAUUAUUUACUGAAGAACCAUGGGGAAGUUGGGAUUCAAGAAUUUUGUCAAAGAUGGAGGCAAGUUUUUGUUGAAAGUAUUAAUCCUCGGUUUUUGCCUGCGGGGUGGGAUGUGACUCACAGCGGUAGAAGAGAGUUUGGGGACUUCAGUGUAUACAAUCCUGCAAAUAAAGCUCCUGUUGCUACUAAGGAUUAAAGGAAAACAACAUCCGGUUGUGUAGAAGAAGCAGUAGCAGCAAAUGUUGUAGUCUUGUCUGUGUUUGGCUUUUGUUAUUUUAAAACCUAGAUUUCCCUUUGAAAACACUCUGUUGGUUUUUGAGGAUGAUUGUCCAACACUUCAUUAUCUUUGUAUUUUCUGAUUAUCUGUAUUUGAAUAUUAAGCGUAUAAGAGUUUCCAAAAUAA
This is a messenger RNA of Helianthus annuus (common sunflower), 2945 nucleotides long. Its product is annotated as protein RRP6-like 3. The record is from RefSeq and is a predicted model, not a curated record. NCBI's taxonomy places the organism in Eukaryota, Viridiplantae, Streptophyta, Magnoliopsida, Asterales, Asteraceae. Gene Ontology annotation, molecular function: nucleotide binding; 3'-5'-RNA exonuclease activity; nucleic acid binding. Gene Ontology annotation, biological process: nuclear polyadenylation-dependent CUT catabolic process; exonucleolytic trimming to generate mature 3'-end of 5.8S rRNA from tricistronic rRNA transcript (SSU-rRNA, 5.8S rRNA, LSU-rRNA); histone mRNA catabolic process. The coding region runs from base 6 to 2738 and encodes 910 amino acids. Gene Ontology annotation, cellular component: nucleolus; nuclear exosome (RNase complex). The transcript has 12 exons.